GAGCGCCGGGAGGCGGGUGCGACGCGCGCGGGUCGGUUAAACCGCCCCGGGCCGCUGCGCUUCGGGCUGGCCCUGAGCGCCCGGGGGACGGUGAGGGGCUGUUCGGGGCGGCUGCCCGGAGGAGCAGGUAGAUCAGCGCCCCUGCAGUUUGACGUGCUUUCUUCCCGCUCGGUGCAGGUGACCAUGAGUGAUCACAAGGCCGUGAUCAAGGACACGGACAUGCCCGAGGAGAUGCAGCAGGACGCCGUGGAGUGUGCCGCGCAGUCCCUGGAGGAGUACAACAUCGAGCACGAGAUCGCAGCUCACAUAAAGAGGGAGUUUGACAAGAAAUACCAUCCCACUUGGCAUUGCGUUGUGGGAAGGAACUUUUGCAGCCAUGUGACUCAUGAGAGUAAGCACUUCAUCUACUUCUACCUGGGUCAUGUUGCUAUUCUCCUCUUCAAAUCCGGUUAGGACCGUGGACUGUUACUGAAACUUGCAUCUUGCUGACAGAUUGUAUGUUAACAGCAAACAGCCUAGUGCCUUCGGCCUUCCUGAGGAAACAGACCUUGAUAUUUUUUUUCCCCCAAGGAUUAUAUCGGGGAUUUUGCUGUAGAAGUUGGUGUGUUCAUUGUAGUUAAGGGAAAACACCAAAAAAAGACUACCUUGUCUUUAUUUCCUUUCUAAAGCCAGCUUCUUUCUUAAUAAAGCUAUUCUGUGUUCUGUCUCUAAGAA
Molecule: messenger RNA, 714 nt
Organism: Dromaius novaehollandiae (emu)
Lineage: Eukaryota; Metazoa; Chordata; Aves; Casuariiformes; Dromaiidae
Product: dynein light chain 1, cytoplasmic-like
Exons: 2
Coding region: 184-453 (89 amino acids)
Biological process (GO): motile cilium assembly; intraciliary retrograde transport
Cellular component (GO): cytoplasmic dynein complex
Molecular function (GO): dynein intermediate chain binding
Source: RefSeq, a predicted model, not a curated record